AUGGCUGAAUCAGGAACAAAUCCCGAACAAGGACUAUUCAAUAUUCGUGCAACACCUUCGAAUGAACAUUUAGUUUUUGCUGAAACGUUAAGAGAUUGGCGUGAUCCAUUAUUACAAGGUUACGAACGCAUUCUAGUUCCUCCGUGUCCACGUUGCGCAACAUGCAAAUGUGAAUCAUUAAAAGAUUUACCUAAUUCAACAGCACAUACAAUUCAUCAUCAUCAUCAUCAUCAUAGGCACGAACCCACAUGUCCGAAUUUUCGUCAUUAUCCACAACAAAUCAAACCAGCAGUUAAACAACCCAAUUUCGACAAACGACGUGCUGCUUCACACGAUUCAUCACCGUUGCUACUCAACACAAAUAAAUCUCCCCCAGAUUCUCCUAAAUGCAAACAUUUCAAAUCCAAAAUUCCUGUGAAAAUAUCAACACCCACCAGUGAAUAUUCCUCCUCUUCCUCACUGAUAACACGAUCUCAUUUACCAACUUCUCCUGCGAGUAAAAUUCCACGGUUGAUUCUGUUGCACAACUCAUCAUCGCCUGCGCCGACCAUCGACACUCAAUAUGAAAUAGAUAGUUUAAAUGAUGAUACGUAUCAAACGGUUUUGACAAUGUCCGAUAACGAGAACAAUCACAUGGAUACUUUGAUCGGCAUGAAGAAAAAACGACGAUACAAGCAUAAUCAUUCAUCAACAACGAUCGACAAACGACAACGCCGAUGUCGAUAUCGAGAAGGACGCUCUUCAAAAUCCACCUCGUCCUCCCAUGAUGUCUCGUCUUCGUCAUCAUCGUCAUCAUCAACCUCAGGUGUUCCUCUACGGAAAAAAUCUCGUUCGUAUCGGGUCUCUUCACCUACGCAAGUUCUCUCAUCGCUCUCGGAUGAUUCGUUAUCUGAACCUAAACAAAAUCGUCCGUUACGUACUCAAUCAACGUAUGUAUCUACAAACGAUCAAGCGAAUCACUCCACCCCCGCGCCAUCACUCUACUUAAUUCAAUUGACAAAGAAAACACACCCGACGAACUCAUUCGGUUUAACAAAAACAAUAACAUGCGUUUGGAAAAAUGCAUCGACAGGCAACGAUGAUGUUGACCGAGUUACUUACCCACGCUAUUCAAUUGAACAAGUUCAACCUAUCAUCGAUGAAAAGAGACCAUCGAUACCAAUUUCAUCCCGAAAUAUCGUAUUACAAUGUGGUCAGAUUGAUUGUUGGCAGAAUUUUGAUCCAUCAUCUGAGUCAAUACUCACAUCAUCGUGUCUGAAUUCGACAGGAUCAGCAUUUCAAAUCAUUUCUUUGCCAUCGGACAGCCAACAGAAUAGAACUCCAACAAAUUCUCAGGGACAUAUCAUCUCAAUAACAACGACAAAACGCUGUCAACCAUCGCUAUUGAAUGAUACGAAAAACAUUCAAUGGGCUGUGGGAGGUGACGGAAACCAUCGGCGAUAUUCCAUCGUUAAAUCACAUAGCGACGAUCGUCUACAUAAGUAUCAACAAUUACUAAGACGAUAUCGCACGCAAUAUGGAUCAGAUAGUAACACAGAUAGUGGAUCAUCGAGUGACGAAAAAAAUCUCUCGGCGCCACCCGUACUCCAUCAAGAACAUCUGACAAAGACAACCGAUCACAUUCACGAAGGUAUUCGAUUUCAGGGUAUCACAGAACGUCUAUUAAUCGAUGAUUUUCCAGAGAAUGGGCCAAAAAAGAUCGACGCGAAAGCAGACGAAAUUCUUGAGCCUGAUCCUUUCAUCAUUCACUCAGAUAUAUAUAAAACACUUCACACUGUGAUUCAGUCCGAACACAACAGUCAUUUCUUAUCCAAUCCAGCCAUGAUCUCGAAGUCCAAGCAAAUCUCCUAUGCAAGUACAGACGAAGACGUGGACGAAUUCAAUUCACAUUGUUCUGAAACUCUUGAUCAAUCAAGUCGAAAUGGUGCAACGCCUCGAACCUAUUCAAACCAAUCAUCUCUGGAACAGUCUUUUGAUAUUGAAGUAAACAGGGGACACGAUGUUAAUCAAACGAAUCUGAACGCUCUUCUCGAUGAACCAGUAUCGGAAGAAAUCACAAAUCAUAAUGACAAUUUAACCAUAUCCGACGACUCAUUAGUGAAUACAGAAUUCCAAUCGCCAUUAAUUCAUUUCACCGCAGAAAAUAGUGAACCGACGACGUCAGUUUAUACAGCUGAACAAGAAAUGUUUUUUUCGGCAAAAAGUGAAUUAACAACUGAGAAAGAUUUCUAUAGCGGUUAUGAACUUGAAAGUAUCACUGAUGAAGAAGACGAUGAUGCUCGAAAAGAUGAUUUCAAUGAAUAUCUAAUCAUUUCGGAAUCCUCGACAGCAUCAUCAACAACACACUCUGCUCCAACACCACCCGCACCACCUCCAUCAUCAAUUCCUCCUGAAUUUGAAUUCAAAUUACCAUCCUUUGGUGAAUGGAUCAAUCGUGCAUUUAAUACAUUUCUUUCCGAAGCUGAUCAAACUCCCUAUGAGACAAUAUCAACAAGUCGCUCGUCAUCCGACGUAUCCAUCCAUGGUUCUCAGAGUACGAUCAACACAUCUUCGUCAUCCCAGAUUGUCACUGUACGUGAAAAUCGAAAUCUAUCUAAAGAUGAAAGUAUCGACUUCUGUCCAACACAAUCAACAUCGAACAAUGAUGAUGAACAAAGCCUGAACGGUAUGUACACAAUUUUCUUUCAAUUUUAA
Messenger RNA from Adineta ricciae, 2694 nucleotides. Lineage: Eukaryota; Metazoa; Rotifera; Eurotatoria; Adinetida; Adinetidae. The record is from the annotation of a GenBank genome assembly.